AUGGAGUCCAAUAACGAGCAUUUUCGUCAUAUUUUACUUUUUUAUUUCCGCAAAGGAAAAAACGCAGCGCAGGCUGCUAAACGUGACGUACAUGGCGAAGAAGCCUUAAAAGAAAGACAGUGCCGCAAUUGGUUUGAUAAGUUCCGUUCUGGAGAUUUUUCACUAAAAUAUGAGCAACGUUCAGGUCGGCCAUUGCAAGCUGAUAAUGACCAAAUCAAAGCCAUAAUCGUUUUGGAUCGUCAUAUAUCUCAGCGGGAUAUUGGAGAAAAGUUGAAAAUACCAAAAUCAACAAUCCACGAUCAAAUAAAACAUCUUGGAUUCGUUAAAAAGCUUGAUAUUUGGGUACCACAUGAAUUGAAAGAAAUUAAUUUAACAAAGCGUAUCAAUGCUUGCGAUUCUCAUCUCAAGCGCAAUGAAUUCGAUCCUUUUUUGAAGCGAAUAAUUACUGGUGAUGAAAAAUGGAUUGUUUACGAUAAUAUUAAGCGAAAACAUUCAUGGUCCAAACGUGAUGAGCCACCACAAACCACCUCGAAACUGAUAUUCAGGAAAAGAAGAUUUUGCUAUCAAUUUGGUGGCAUUGGAAGGAACUACUUGGAUGGUAAAACUCUUAAGGAUGAUGAAACUGUGAAAUCGCACUUGGAUCAAUUUUUUGCCGAUAAAAACCAGAAGUUCUACGAGCUUGGAAUUAUGAAGUUGCCAGAAAUAUGGCAGAAGGUCAUCGAACAAAAUGGAAAAUAU
Molecule: messenger RNA, 738 nt
Organism: Dinoponera quadriceps
Lineage: Eukaryota; Metazoa; Arthropoda; Insecta; Hymenoptera; Formicidae
Product: histone-lysine N-methyltransferase SETMAR-like
Exons: 2
Molecular function (GO): nucleic acid binding
Source: RefSeq, a predicted model, not a curated record